AACAAAUUCCUGUUUCAGCAGGUUGCCUUUAUUGGAAGGACAAGUGUUGGUAAAUCCUCUCUUAUAAAUGCAUUGUUGAACCAGAAGAAACUUGUCAGGACAUCUAAAAAGCCUGGUCACACACGACUUGUCAAUUUCUUCAACAUUGGUUCAAAGAUGUACCUUGUGGAUCUACCUGGUUAUGGCUAUGUAGCAGGCCUAGGAAGCAAGCGUGGUACUGAGCACUUUGUUAAUGUUGCAGAAUCCUACCUUAAAGAACGGGCUGGGAAAGAGUUAAGAAGUGUUUGUCUCCUUAUUGAUGGAAAAGUUGGAGUCAAGAAAAACGAUCUGAUAGCAUUUGAAAUGAUGGGAGAAUUUGGGGGCCCUUUUCAGGUUGUUCUUACAAAAAUGGACAAGCUUCCCAUAGUAAGGCAUCAAAUGAUGAUAGAAGAAGUUUACAAAAUAAAAGAAGAGUUUGGACUGAACAAUUGUUUUCCCCAUAUAUUUCCUGUAAGUGCUAAGGAGAAGACAGGAUUAUCAGAACUCAGAUACUUCAUCUGUCUGAACGUCGGAAUGAAAAAUAGCCAAAACUGGUGAAAGGAAAUGACUAGCAGGGAGCAGCAAGGAAGAGAUGUGCCGUUACAAAAGAACUAGCCAAACUACAGCUCUGGUGCAGUGCUUUUGCACCUCAACAAACGAGAGUCAACAUUUCUGUCCAGGCUCCAAGAAGAUUUAACUUGCCAAGGGGCUCACAAUACCCUCUGCUUUGGGACAUGAAAAGUCCCUUGCAGUGCGACUACUCAAACUGGACCACUUAGUAAAGAGUUAACCAGUCUGACAGUAAUCGUUUUCUCAAAUAAACCAAUGACAUUGAAGAUUACAAACAAUAGACCUUAACAAAAUUGCACACCCAACCAAGUGCGAAGUGUUGCGAACCUCUCAGGGAACUUUGCCAUUUGUUGAUUGGUUAGUUUCGAUCCUAAAUUUUGUUUGCCUUUCAACGGUUUCGGUUUAGUUGUCGCAAACUGAGUUUUCAAGCUAAAUUUUGCGAGCGAAAUUUAUGAUGAUAAUUCACCGUCAAGGUCUCUGAGAGUGUAUAUAGCGCAGAGGAGUAAAUAGCAUUUACGUAUUUCUGUCAAACAGACCGUUCCAUGUCGUGAAGUAAAGCUACCAGUCCACUGUUCCCAGGUUAGAUCAAUUCACGUUUUGCAUGGCUAGUUUUGUUCUAGUGGCCGGUUUGAGUAGUCGCAGUUCAACGAUACUUUCAAUAAUCAGACAUUCGCUGUGGAGACAAUAUCUAUAUAAAACGUACUUUAAUCAGCAUACUUUAAUAUUUGCUCUGAUUCUGUACAAAUAUAACUUUUGUUCUAUUUUUCAAGCGGAAAAUUCGGCUUCUGCUGGAAAAGAGGUCGCAAAAGGUUCCUGAACUAUAGAAACGUUAAAAAUCUGAAAAAAAAAAA
This is a messenger RNA of Orbicella faveolata, 1439 nucleotides long. RefSeq lists its product as uncharacterized. The record is from RefSeq and is a predicted model, not a curated record. Gene Ontology annotation, cellular component: mitochondrion. Lineage: Eukaryota; Metazoa; Cnidaria; Anthozoa; Scleractinia; Merulinidae. Gene Ontology annotation, molecular function: GTP binding.